GAUUUAGUUGAUUUCCAAUUAAUAACACAAAAUUGAAGCUGCGCCUGCAACGGAAAUGACGACCGCAAUACUUUCCUCAACUUGCAGCUGGAGCGGCAAGGGCCUCGUUGAGUUGCCGACUCACCACUCGUCCAUUCACUCUCGUCCUCAUUCCCGUCAAAUAAAUUUCCCAAUUCAGCUGCCACCUACGAAUUUGCACCGCUUAGGGUUACCUCAUUAUCGCGGUUCAUCAUCGAUGCAAUGUGACGCUAGGAAGGGUGCUAAUACGACGUCGUCCGCUUACUCUGGCAGCGCAUUCCCAUCCAGCUGGGAUGAUAAACCCUACGAAGAACUGCCCAGUGGGAAAAUAGCCUACUUAGAUGAGCUGGACAUUGUGGCAUUUCUUGAUCCUCCCGAAGAGCUCAUUCCUCUCGACCCUUCUUCAUAUAAUCCAGCUUCUUACCUUUGGAAAAAAAUUGGAGAUGUACCAGAGCAACGCCGGCAUAGGUUGCUCUCCUUGCUAAACCCAAGGCUAAUAUCGAGAGCUUGGGAGGUAGCUGGGAUGAGGUAUGAUGACCCAAAAUUGGCAAAGAAAAGUGCAUCCAGCUUGCUUUCUCAUGAGCAUGCUGCCACCUCACUUGAAUUUUGGAAAUGCCGAACUAGUGGAGGGCCGCUACUCAUUGCCUGGAUAAAUUACUUCAAAAAGGCGGUCUUUCGUAGUGGUGAUGGGAAGACAUAUGGAAGACUCAUUGGUGGAUCUAUCCUGACUGGGAUUUCAAAUUCUUAUCCACUAUACUUUACGGUUAGGGACUCAAAUGAAGUGAUGUCAACCGAGGAACCUUGUGAUUUGGCUUAUGAAUUCGGAAGUGGACUCUUUGAUCUUCCUGAUUUACCACAGGGCUUUCCUAAGCCAGCAAGACAUCCAUGGCCAUUCAAUGAUCACAUUGUUGUAUAUGUUCGCCACGUGGGCCCGGGGGUAGCCAUUGGACAAGCAUGGCAAGAAGGCGAAGCAUUGGAAAAAGUGCCUAAGAAACUAUGUGGUGAGAUCAUGAUGGUGAAAGAUUAUGCUUGAUUCAAUAUGUCGCUGUUGAUCAAUUGGCAGAAGGAAGAACUGUCAUCGUAAUUAAAUGAAUCAGACAUUCUUUCAUGCCAAAUGUGUCAAACUGGGACGAUAAAAUCAUGUUCGUCACUCAACCUAUAGCUUUGUCAUCCUUCGUUUUAUUGUAUAUACUACGGAUAUGUACUUUACAUUGUUUUCUUUUAUAAACUUUUCCCCCUUUUUGUAUAUAUCAUACAUUCAUAAACACC
Messenger RNA from Cuscuta europaea, 1287 nucleotides. The record is from the annotation of a GenBank genome assembly. NCBI's taxonomy places the organism in Eukaryota, Viridiplantae, Streptophyta, Magnoliopsida, Solanales, Convolvulaceae.